AUGGCGAAACCCAAACAGUUGGUCUCUAAGCGCAACCGGUUCUAUGAAUCGGAGACUAGCAGCAGCGGCGAUGACGAGGACCCCGACCCGCCCGUCACCAGAUCUAGGGCGUCGAACAAGGGCGACAAUCCUACUACUCCCUGCCCGCCGACUCAAGACUCCGGAAGGGCUUCUAGGUUCGCGUCUCAUGUUGUGAAUAAGGCGAUGGAGCCCGUGCCGGACGACAUGGUGGCCGCUAUCGCCCGGAAUUAUAAGAAGGCAACGUACAGCAACGUGAUGCUCAUGAAUCACCGCGGUGUCGGAUGCACGGUGGAUAAGGACGACUUCAUGUCAAUCGAGGACGAUCAGUGGAUUACAGAUGGUGUCAUCGACUUCCACAACGUUGUGCUGUCUGAGCUCGCAAAGGCGAGCUCCCCAAGCGCGAACAUGGAGUUUGUGGACCAGACGCUGAAGGAGGCGGACUGUUGCAUUUUACGGGAGGACAAGCUGCCACAGCAGCCUAACAAGGAGGACUGUGGGAUUUUUGUUUGCCAGUACCUCAAGACCCUCGUGAAUACCGACUUCGCCACGGUUCUUUCGGGCCUCUGGUUCCAGGGUGUGACACCGCACCAAUACAGGAGGGAGAUGCGGCGCGACCUGUGUGCACACGCGAGCGGCGCUCUUUUGCAACAGCUGCAGGACAUGGGAAUUGAGAUCCCCCCGCAAGACGAAGGCCGGGUUACCGAUGAGGGUACAGUGGUGCAGUUGAAGAACGCGGCUGUGGGAGAUGGGAGGACGGCACCGGUCACUCGCCCUGUGGAGGACGCACGGGUUACGGAGGUGAUGAGGCGUGUAGCCUCCUUGACUAACGAUGUGAGGUACCUGAACGCCACCGUCACCGUGAUCGCCAACUUUGUGGGACUGAGGCGGGACGAGGUCAUGUCCGCUGCAACCCAACUGCUGCUGCAGGGCGGUCACCCGGGCACCGGCACGAAUGCAGAGGCGGGUGGCAACAAGACUGCGCCUCGCACACCACAGCGUCCGUCUGCUCGUAAGAGGCGGGCCGACAGCAGUCCUGAGGAGGAUGGCGUGCGCAACGGCACCAGGGUAGCGCUGGCCUCCACGUUCGCUGCAUGUGCGCCUGCAUCGAGCCUGCUCCCGAACCCGCUGCUCUCCCAAGGUGCCAUACCUCACUGGAUGUUCACGCGCGGGAGGCAGCUGCUCGGGAACGGUGUGCCACCUGGAGAUGCCGCGUUGGGAGACACGCACGGGCAGGAGACGCUGAAGGGCGAAGAGGAGGAGGACCUCGUGUCCGACUCAGACGACGAUGGCGAGGACGAGGAUACGUGUGCAACCACGUACACGGGUGUGAAGCUGGACAAACGGACUGGCAAGUUCGGCGUCAAGAUCUUGAUCAAAGAACGUGGAAAGCGUAAGCAGCAGCGCCUGGGAGCAUACACCACGGAGGAAGAGGCGGCAUUCGCGUAUGCCGCUGGUGCGUUCGUCCUGAGGCCACGCGACAGGAUACCCAACACCGUCACCCUGUCAGCGGCUGAGAAGGCGAUGCUGCGGGGAUGCACAAAGAAGAUUUGCAGAUACUGGUGGAAGCAAGGAAGUGGUGGAGACCUCGAUGGCUUCCGAGGAUACGAGGGCCGGAGGCCGCUCACGUCGUGUCUCGCAACCGCCGGCAUACCUGCGUUCGUCAUACCAGUUGACGAUGCCGCGAGGUCGGCUGUCGAACGGGAAGCGUGGGGCGACCAUGACGGCACGGGUGCAGAGAGUGCAGAUUCGUCCGAGCGCAGCGAGGAAGAGGACGAGGAAAGCGAAGACACAUCGGCGCCAGGCUCACAAGAGGAAUCCGCCGACGAUGGAUGUGCGGGAAUAUCCGCGGCCAAUGCUGACAGGCGCACACAUCAAGAUGCGCGGGACACGGAUGUGUCUCGAGGCGACGGCCGAGGACAGGCGGACGGACUUGUUGGCCGCACACGCGGGAACACCUUGGACGCCAACGGCGAUGACGUGCGCAUCCCUAGCCGGAUCCUCGAGCAACUCAUACAGGCGCAGGACAAGAGCGCCAAGGAGAACGCGCGUUUGGAGGCGCUGUUCUUGAAUGCGAUGUCUCGCCCUUCCGGUGGCUCUGGUAAGCGUAAAGCUCAGAAGCAGAGAGACCCGGGUUCGGGUUGUAUGAACCCGAAGCGACAGCGUGGUGAGACGUGGAGUGGCGGGUCCGACGGCGACAGCGAGGAUGACGAUGACGAUACGCAUGGUUCUGGUGGCCGUCAUAUGCGUACCGCGAAGUCUCCUAUUCUGCAACGCGCGUUGGAGCAUUUGCCGACGGACAAGGCAUGGAAGGUGAGCGGGCAUGUUACCGUUGGGGCCUUUUUUUCCGUUCGUCGUGUUGGGCUGCCAUGUGGGUCAGGUGAUGGUUACCGGUUUGCACUUAUAUCAUGUUUUGUGUACACCGUAUGUGCGCAGAGGGUUUGCGAGCUGGCCAGGGUGCACAUGUUUCUCAACAGGCCGACGUCGACGAUGACCUUCUACCCGAGCAGCGACGAUAAGACUCACGGAGUGUGUGCGGUGCUGGACCGCCUGCCGCAUAGCUUCGCCUGUUUGGCGCUGGCGGCUGACAAGUCGCGUCGCGCGGAUCUCAACAAGACGCUAUCUGAGUGGAAGACAAGGGCUGCCGCACGCGUGCGAGACAUUGCACUUCCCAAGCUCGGAUUGUUCCGCGACGACAGGGACGCAUCCAGCCCAUGGGCGCCCGAGAAGGCACGCAGUAUCGAUAAGAUCCGGGAGCGCAUUGGUCUUGGCGCUGACCCCCCUGAAACCCUGGUGCUCACGAGCUGGGCGAACGACCGUGACGGCAUGCCGUUUGCCUCCCGGGCGUUCGCGACAUGCGCGAAGGCUGCAUUCAGGCCCAAGAAGGCCGGGCUGGUGAUGACACUGAAGGUGUACCACCUGGCCUGGUUGGAGCAUGUGGUCUCCGACUGCGUCCUCUACUGGGAGGAGAGGAAAGGCCGGCUUUCCAACUCGGCCGGCGGCAACGCACACGUCGUGGACGGCCUCAAGGUCCUGGUGAAGGAGGUCGUGGAGAGGGCGAUCAGGAUCCGCAACCCGGAGUAUGACGCGGAGCGAGAGGCGUGGAUCUGGGGGCGCCAUGGACUGCGCAUCUCUGCGUGCGGCCUGGAGCACAUGAAGCCCACCGCCGCAGCUCAGUCCGAAGAGCCUGAGGGGGACGACGACCUCUCGGCAUCAGUUGGUGAUGAGUAG
Messenger RNA from Closterium sp. Yama58-4, 3249 nucleotides. The record is from the annotation of a GenBank genome assembly. NCBI's taxonomy places the organism in Eukaryota, Viridiplantae, Streptophyta, Zygnematophyceae, Desmidiales, Closteriaceae.